UCUGUCACUUCUCCACUGUCUUUCUUCUCUUGUCAUACAACAACACCACGCCCAUCUUCCUUGAACAUACUGGUUCUUUUCAGUUGUUGCUGAGUACAUACAGACUAAAUGAUACCGAUGUGAACUGGCUAUAGUCUGUGUCAAUUAAUUCCCAGCAGAGAGAUCGUUUUAUGUUUACCGAGUUACGGAGUCACUCCUUGUACCCAGGGAAGAAGAAAGCUCAAGCACACGACGUAUUGCCAAAUCUCCUAUCGUCCAAUCGAGCCAAAACAACUUACCAACCUUCGCUCGGAUGUUUAGCUCAGAUCAAUCUGCUCUUGAUUAAUUUACCGACUCCUUAUUCUCUUUCGUCGUCCUCCUUCCCCGCGUUGAGCUAUUCCUCGACAUGUCCGUCACCACACGUGCCAGAGUGAAGCCCAAUUCGAGCUUCGCCUCGAAUCGGCUGACUAGAAAGGACACCAUCCCUGGUGGACAUCUUCUCACCAGUUUCCGCACUGGCGAGACGAGCAAGCCGGGGAGCGCCCGACACGAGCCAGCAACGGAUGACGAACCCCAGAGCAGCAGCCACAGCGAAAAUGAUGACCAGUCUGACGACGACUUAGGUAGAUCGAGUCGCUACACACGCCGAUCAGGACUUACAUUGGACGAGAAGCUCGCCAGAGACUCACUGGAAGGCGGGAAGACACCGCGAGCUUCUCGGCAGAGGACUGAGACAAAGAAGUCGAAGUCCUCCGCCUCGAACCGGAAGAGGACUUUAAGCGGCAUGGUUGAUGAUGGAAACUCAAUAAGUGACGAGGAUGACCUUCUCUGGUCUUCGCAAUUCAGGUCGUCGGACAGCGUCAAACGGCGGAAGCCUACGGUCAGUUAUGGCUCGAGGAAAUCCUUCGGACAGGGUUCGACGCCUCACUGGACGUCUCCCGCGGCCUCACAGUCUCCCUCGGUGGGUGCUCGGGAAGGAAAAGCAAGAAAGGGUUCAAAGCGGGCAAGGAGUACCUCGCGCAGUCCGAAGGAGGAGUUAAAAAUGCCGCGUGCGAUCGAGUCGAGUCCGAAACCCGAAUUCAAAGCGCCGCCUCCCCUCCCAUCCAAUAUUACUCCUAGCACCUCGUUCGCUGGUUCCUCCGCUCGUGAUAUCAUCUCUUUGAACCUGGACGACAGCGAUUCCUCGUCCAGUACGGCUCUGAGCUCCGCGUCGUCGACGUUGCUGGAGGAGCUAGCUCGAUUUGAUGAGUCUCUGCUUGGGUCGGAGGACGAAUGGAACACAUUGGAACCCUCUUUGUGUCCAUGGUGCAAGGAGUCCGUGCCCCGCGAGCUGCUCAGGCGCUUUCAAGCACAGCCGAAGCAACGGAUGCGUGAACAGCGACGAUUUUGCGAAUCACACAAGCAUACGGCCGUCGAGAGGGAGUGGCGAGAAAAGGGCUAUCCGACCAUUAACUGGGAAGCAUUUGAGCAGCGCAUCGAGCCGCACUUGGAGAGUCUCGACCGAAUUCUGGAGCCAGAAAGCUCGUCGUUCUACAGAAACAUUUUGGACACCAAGCUCAAGAGCGGCGAGGCCAAGAACUUUCGGCUUGACAUGCAUGGUGAGGGACUGGAAGAUAUCUCGUGCGGCUACUACGGCACCCGUGGCGCUACUAAAAUGCUCGAACGUAUCAUGGUACGAUACGCCCGCAAGCUGCGUCGCCUGGGCUCUGAGGAUCAGAUAGUCAAUACAGCGGGCGUGGCCGGGUACGCGCAAGCCGUUCUGGUACCCGAGUUGGCGAUGAGGCUUGUCAAGGAAGAUAUGAAGGUGGAUGACGACCAAGCGAGACAAAUUCUGCGGGACAGUAUGGAGCUUGGGGAAGCUAUGAAUCCGGAAUUGAGUGACAAGAUCGCAGUCAAAGAGGCCGAUGAACCCGGUGUGCAAGAGGGAAUGACUGUUUGAUUGUGAUUGGUGGCUUUGCUGGCUGGGAAUCCCUCUCGCGUUCUAUUCAUGUAUGUUUUACUACGAGUGAUACCUAUUUGAUCUGUGCGAGAACUAGUCCGAUCUUCAAAGCAAUGUACGACAACUGGAGAGUGGAGUUUUGCGAAAUGGUGUGCGAUUCCGUGAUUGUGAG
Aspergillus saccharolyticus JOP 1030-1 is the source of this 2090-nucleotide messenger RNA. RefSeq names its product RTC4 family protein. The transcript is spliced from 2 exons. The record is from RefSeq and is a predicted model, not a curated record. Lineage: Eukaryota; Fungi; Ascomycota; Eurotiomycetes; Eurotiales; Aspergillaceae. Bases 386 to 1918 code for a protein of 510 amino acids.